Molecule: messenger RNA, 3552 nt
Organism: Bactrocera dorsalis (oriental fruit fly)
Lineage: Eukaryota; Metazoa; Arthropoda; Insecta; Diptera; Tephritidae
Gene: KaiR1D
Product: glutamate receptor ionotropic, kainate 2
Exons: 13
Coding region: 263-2845 (860 amino acids)
Biological process (GO): synaptic transmission, glutamatergic; monoatomic ion transport; modulation of chemical synaptic transmission
Cellular component (GO): plasma membrane; postsynaptic membrane
Molecular function (GO): glutamate-gated receptor activity; transmitter-gated monoatomic ion channel activity involved in regulation of postsynaptic membrane potential
Source: RefSeq, a predicted model, not a curated record
CGUCAAACUGCGUUCAGUAACAUUCCAACUGUCAAAGCGAGCGAAACAUUCGGGCCAAGAAAAAUGUAUCUGCAAGUGUGAGGCGCGGAUACGCGUGCGUGUGUAUGUGUAUGUGAAGAGGAGCAGCAGCAAGUGAAGAAGUCUAGAAAAUAAACAAAAUAACAAAAAAUUGCUGCGAAGUGUAUACUAAAAGUGGAAAAAUAUAUUAAAACAACAUAUAGCCACUAGUAGUUUAGUGCAAAGCGCCAGCUAAAGUGUUAAGAUGCAAUCUGCGGUGUCCCCGCGUUGGUGUUGGCGCUAUCUGCGUCUGAGUUGUUGCCUCGCCGUGCUCGGCGCGCUGCUGCAGCACACGCUGGCGCUGCCCGAUGUCAUCAAAAUCGGUGGCCUAUUUCAUCCGACCGACGACACACAGGAGUUGGCCUUUCGUCAAGCUGUUGAGCACAUCAACUCGGAUCGAUUAAUAUUGCCGCGCUCCAAGUUGGUGGCACAAAUUGAGCGUAUCUCGCCGUUUGAUAGCUUCCAUGCGGGCAAAAGAGUUUGCGGCUUGUUGAACAUUGGCGUGGCAGCCAUAUUCGGGCCACAAUCCUCGAACACCGCGAGCCAUGUGCAAAGCAUCUGCGACAAUAUGGAGAUUCCUCACUUGGAGAACCGUUGGGAUUACCGUUUGCGACGUGAAAGCUGCUUGGUGAACUUGUAUCCACAUCCAAACACACUGGCCAAGGCUUAUGUGGAUAUCGUGAAGCAAUGGGAAUGGAAGACUUUCACCAUUAUCUAUGAGAACAAUGACGGCAUUGUACGGCUACAGGAGUUAAUCAAGGCGCAUGAUAACUCACCGUAUCCGAUUACAGUGCGACAAUUGAGUUUAUCGGGGGAUUAUAGACCACUGCUAAAACAAAUCAAAAACUCCGCCGAAGCGCACAUCGUACUCGACUGUUCCAGCGAUAAAAUUUACGAAGUACUCAAGCAGGCACAACAAAUUGGCAUGAUGAGCGACUAUCACAGUUACUUGAUUACCUCACUGGAUCUGCAUACCAUCAACCUAGACGAAUUCCGUUAUGGUGGCACGAAUAUAACCGGCUUUCGUCUGAUUAACGAAAAAGUCGUCUCGGAUGUGGUGCGUCAGUGGAGUUUCGACGACAAGGGUUUACAACGCUCUGCCAAUUUGAGUACGGUGAGAGCGGAGACUGCGCUAAUGUACGAUGCGGUACAUCUUUUCGCAAAAGCAUUACAUGAUUUGGAUACAUCGCAACAAAUCGAUAUACAUCCCAUUAGUUGUGAUGGUCAAAAUACGUGGCAGCAUGGUUUUAGUUUGAUUAACUAUAUGAAGAUCGUCGAAAUGAAGGGUCUAACCAAUGUGAUAAAAUUUGAUCAUCAAGGCUUUCGCACCGAUUUCGUGUUGGACAUUAUCGAAUUAGGGCCGAUGGGUAUACGCAAAAUUGGCACAUGGAAUUCAACACUGCCGGACGGUAUCAACUUUACGCGUACCUACAGCCAAAAACAGCGCGAAAUUGAAGCGAACUUGAAGAACAAAACGCUGACGGUCACAACAUUAUUGAGCAAUCCGUAUUGCAUGCGCAAAGAGUCAGCAGUUCCACUCACAGGCAACGAUCAGUUUGAAGGUUACGUUGUUGAUCUCAUACAUGAAAUCUCAAAGGCUCUGGGUUUCCAUUACAAAAUUCAAUUAGUGCCAGAUGGCAGCUAUGGCAGUUUCAACAAACAAACUCUCGAAUGGAACGGCAUGAUACGUGAGCUGUUGGAGCAACGCGCCGAUCUUGCGGUGGCUGAUCUCACCAUCACCUUUGAGCGUGAACAGGCGGUAGACUUCACCAUGCCCUUCAUGAAUUUGGGCGUGUCGGUGCUUUAUCGCAAGCCCGUUAAACAACCGCCGAACUUAUUUUCAUUCCUCUCACCGCUUUCACUCGACGUUUGGAUCUACAUGGCCACAGCAUAUUUGGGUGUUUCGGUGCUGCUCUUCAUUUUAGCACGCUUCACACCUUACGAAUGGCCCGCAUAUUCUGAUGCACACGGCGAGAAAAUAGAAAGUCAAUUCACACUAAUGAAUUGUAUGUGGUUCGCAAUCGGUUCCUUAAUGCAGCAAGGCUGUGACUUCUUGCCCAAAGCUUUAUCAACGCGUAUGGUAGCUGGCAUUUGGUGGUUUUUUACUUUGAUCAUGAUCUCAUCGUACACAGCCAACUUGGCGGCCUUUCUCACUGUAGAACGCAUGGAUUCGCCUAUUGAAAGCGCUGAGGAUCUGGCAAAGCAGACGCGUAUAAAGUAUGGUGCUUUAAAGGGUGGCAGCACGGCAGCGUUUUUCAGAGAAUCGAAAAUAUCAACCUAUCAGCGCAUGUGGUCAUUCAUGGAGUCCGCACGACCAUCUGUAUUUACCUCGACUAACGCCGAGGGCGUGGAGCGCGUAGCCAAGGGCAAAGGUUCAUAUGCUUUCCUCAUGGAAUCCACAUCCAUCGAAUAUGUGACCGAACGUAACUGUGAGCUGACACAAGUCGGCGGCAUGUUGGACACCAAAGGUUAUGGCAUAGCAGCGCCACCGAAUUCACCUUAUCGCACCGCCAUCAAUGGCGUCAUACUUAAGCUGCAGGAGGAGGGUAAACUGCACAUACUGAAAACCAAAUGGUGGAAGGAGAAGCGUGGCGGCGGCAGUUGUCGCGUUGAGACAUCGAAAUCCUCAUCGGCCGCAAAUGAGUUGGGUCUGGCGAAUGUGGGCGGUGUGUUCGUCGUGCUAAUGGGCGGUAUGGGUGUGGCAUGUGUUAUUGCCGUCUGUGAAUUUGUGUGGAAAUCGCGAAAGGUUGCCGUCGAAGAACGGUUAAGUGCGAUCUUGCACGAAUGAGACUAAAAGCAGGAUGUGUGGGUUUAGGCUAACCAUUGAAAGGGACAGCGAAAAUUAUCAUGGCAUUAGAAAAGGUUUGAGAUACCAUAAAUCUAGCGAAGAAUGUAAGAAUUCAACAGAAUCGAUGUUUGAAGCGUGCCGUGCGCUUAUAUAAUUUGAACUUUAAGUUUUCUUCGAACAUAUUAGCGUUAAUUUAAUUGAGGUUAGUUAUAAUUUAGCAAAACAUAAAUACAUAACAGUUAGACAUACAUUUAGAGACAUAUAAAAUUUAAAAUAGUAUCAAAUAUUUUAUAAGCGCAUACCAUAUGAGUAUCUAGAUUAGUGCUAGAGUUAUCGUAAUACACACACACAUACAUAUAUGCUGUAUACAUACAAACACAGCGCAUAAUAUAUUUACGUUUAGAUAAUAGAUAUUUAUAGCGAUAAGUUAAUAUGCAUUUAACACUAACAAAAAAUAAUCAUAUUGGAAUUGUGCUGUAUCAUAAGCAAAAUGCUAAACUUGUACACUUAGCUUAUGCUAAUUUAAUUACUUCAAUUAAAAUACCGUUAGCUAUUACAUUAAUUAGCUGUAACUAGCCAAAGCGCAUCAAAACACUCUAUUAAAUACGCACAAAGUUCUCCUUAACCCAAAAGCUGCUUAUAAUCCUUAUAUCUAGCUCGAAUAAGCAUCAUACAUCUACACUAACAAUGCUUAACAACUUCCUAAA